This is a messenger RNA of Oncorhynchus gorbuscha (pink salmon), 1411 nucleotides long. RefSeq names its product threonylcarbamoyladenosine tRNA methylthiotransferase-like. The transcript is spliced from 3 exons. The coding region runs from base 1 to 348 and encodes 115 amino acids. The record is from RefSeq and is a predicted model, not a curated record. NCBI's taxonomy places the organism in Eukaryota, Metazoa, Chordata, Actinopteri, Salmoniformes, Salmonidae.
AUGAGAGAGCAGUACUACGUGGUGCUGGUGCCCAAGAGGUCAGAGUUCAAGGGGAAGAUGAUUGAGGUGGAGAUCUUCGAGGCUGGCAAGCACUUCCUGAAGGGAAGACCACUGGACGGUUCCGUAGUGUUCACUCCCUCCAUCACCGAGCCGCUGCAGCAGGGGGAGGUGUCUGGGUUCAGUCAGGAGCAGCUGUCCCUCCAGCAGAAUGGGUCCGUCCCCUCCUCAGGCGUGCUGACUGUAUCCUGGAGCCCCUGGAGCCUGGACAGAGAGGCGCUGAAGCUGCUGUCUAUCGGCCUGGCCGUGGUGGCUAUCCUAGUGGUCUUCAUGUGGGAGAAACUCCACUGAGACCGAGGGGCUGGAAGACAUGGACCUGGGCCUGUAUUUAUAGAGCGUCUCGGAGGAGGAGUGCUGAUCCAAGAUCAGGGGCCUCCUUUACAAUCAUCCUUGUAUUCUACAAGGCAAAACUGAUCCUAGAUCAGCAUUCAUACACCGAGACUCUUCAUGAAUAAGGGACCUAGAUCAAAUACAUAUGGAAAUGAUUUCCAAGUACUUUGUACUGGGCAAACUAAAUCAAGCGUAGCUCCAGUAUUUGAGAUAAUUUGCCAUAUUUAUUUGGCCCUGUAGGUUUGGUUGAAAUGGGUUUUUGAAUGGGUCCUAGUUUAGCUUUAUAUGAGGAAAAACUUCUCUGUCUUGGACAAAGACUGAUGGAAUCUGGAGCUGCAUGUGAGAGUUAGGAAGAGGAGACGAGGGAAGGAAACAAGGACAGGAGAUAAGGAGAGGACAGGUUAAAGACAUGUUGUGUGAUACUCUGAUUUAAGAUGGUGGAUAUCUUUAAUUAAAAGUAUUUAUUUUGACCACAAUGAAACAGACACAGAGGAACAGGUAUAUUUGUUGGUAAUGAGUUGACAUCACAGUAAAAGCCCUCUCUGUGUCUGUCCUACUGUCCUACUGUCCUACUGUCCUACCACAUUGUGAUUGUUUAUCAAAACAUUUUUUUCUUUUUUUUUCUCUCGUGUUUCUCUAUUUGUAUUUCUGCUUUUAUGGUUUUCCAUUUUAACGUCAGUCUACUACUGAGUAGAUGGGAGACCCCUUUGUGCCCUGGUAUGAAGUAGUUAGGGAACAGGGUGCUAUUUGGGAUGCUGUGAUGUUACAGUGUGAAACUGCAUGUUGUUUGGUUCUAUUCAUGUACAUCUCAACAGUGGAUCAUCUCCUAUCCCAGGGGACUUAUUGUCUGGCCUAGAUCCCUGUCUGGCCUAGAUCCCUGUCUGGCCUAGAUCCCUGUCUGGCCUAGAUCCCUGUCUGGCCUAGAUCCCUGUCUGGCCUAGAUCCCUGUCUGGCCUAGAUCCCUGUCUGGCCUAGACCCUUGUCUGGCCUAGAUCCCUGUCUGGCCUAGAUCCCUGUCUGGCCU